UAAAAAUAUUCCAAAUUUACAGAAAAAUGGCGACUGGAGGUACUGAGUCUGGUUCAGUAAUGGAUCAAAUGCUGAAAUUGUUUGAACCUCCAGGAGGAUAUCCUCCAGAAAGGGACGCAGAACUUCAUCCAUAUUUUCGUCGGCCUGGCCGGGGACACAACCACGAUACUUGCGACUCAUGUCGAGAAGGCGGAGCACUUAUAUGCUGUGAUUCCUGUCCCGCCUCCUUUCAUCUCCACUGCCACGAUCCACCGCUAGAGGAUGAGGAUAUACCUGAAGGGGAUUGGAUGUGUAUAAAAUGUUUCGCUGGUCAUCCUGAUCAACAGAAGCUGACAACACCAGGGCUGUCAGUAGAGACAGCUGUCAGCAAGAAGGCAGAAAAAGGAGAACUAGAGUUAAGUAAAAAAUCUGCUCUGGACAGGAGUAAAGGUAAAGGUGAAGCUGACAAGAGUAAAGGAAAACCUGAUGCUGAAAAGAGCAAGAUCAAGAUUGAAGCGGAGAAGGACAAACUGAAUGUUGGAGAUCAUGAUUGGAGGCCGAAGAAACGAAAACCUCUGGAUGGAGAGGACAUGAGACCAAAACGAGCAACAAGGAUGUUGAAGAAGACGAAGUAUAAUGAUAACAGUACAGAGGAGGAGUACAGUGAAUCAGAGUUCCUGGAUCUGGUCACCAACUCAACCAACCCUCCUCUCAGACGCCAGAACUACUUUGAUAUUUACGCUGAGCACCUAGCGAGGAAACCUAGAACUACAUCUACGCUGUUUAAAGCUCUAGUAGAGGCAGCCAAUAUUCAGAAUGCGGAAGAGUUCCAGCUGCCGAAGAAUAUCCAUGUUCCUGAAAAGUUUCCCUACGCUUGGAAAUGGUCCACGGAGGAACGACGUCUCAGACUACACGCGGCAGAGGAUGGUGAGAACAGGGGUAAACCUAAACUUUGCUACACUUGUGUCAGGUCCAGCCGUCUCGGACCUCUAGUCCAGUGUGAUUUCUGUCCUUGUGUUUUCCAUAUGGACUGCUUGGAUCCCCCCUUGGCUGAGAUACCAAGUGAUGUCUGGAUGUGUCCGAACCAUGUUGAAAGUCUCCUGGACUCACGUCUCACCUCCAGUCGCCUCACGGAGCGGGUCAACUUAUGGGAUAAGUUUGCAAAUCAGCAGCUUGACGGUCACGCGGUUAAACUGCAGUUUUUAAAGAAAUGUGCGCGAAAGAACCCAAUGUUUACGCGACGAGUUGCUACCGUUGCCGCGAGAAAGCGUGUUCAGGUUCCGACCUUUAUCAAGGUUCAGUAUUCUCAACCUCCCUCCCUACUUCCUGGACCUGGAUAUGAUAGAUGGAAGGAUCCGACAGUUAACCGGAGACUCCAACCAAACCUGGAAGAUUCCGAGGAUCAAUCUCUGUCUCCGGCUGAAGAUGAUGAACCCAAGAUUAGGACUGAAUCAAGUCUAGAUUGUGAUGAAAACUUUUCUCCUGAAACUGAUGAGACUGCUGAAGAUACUCCUAACACUUGUAAAGCUUCCAAAGUAGAGUUGGAAACCAAUGAUUCUCCUGAAAGUGAACUCGGGAUUCAGAUCAAAGAAGGAGUGAGCAAUGUACACACAGAAAAUGGUAACACCUCUCAGGAGACCCCAAGUUGGCCAAAGCAAACCAAUCUUCCAGUGGAACUAGGUAAAUCAGCAAUUGUUCAGAAACCAUCAGCUCCCAUUAAACCAAGUAAACCGUCCUUUGAAUCUCAGAUUAGUGAACGGAUAGAUAUUCUUGAGACCCGAAGUGAAGAUGAACUUGAAUGGGUUUCAUCUCUGGUUUCUCUGCAAACAGCUCUACUAAAAAAGAAGAUGGGUCGGGGAGAGAGUUUAAGAUGUCAGGAAAGGUUUCCAAGUCGGGACGGGUUUGAGGAGAAGGAUGAAAAGUCUCCGAACAGUUCCACUAUCUCCGGGAUGUCAGGGAAGGUCGCAGGGGAAUCUCAACUGAUGGAACAGCUUCAGGAUUACCUAACAAGCACCCCGGAGGUUGACAACCUAGAUCCUAUUGUGCUCAAGUACCUGGCUUCAAAACAAAUCCAGAAUAUUCUUCCUUCAAGAUUAAGUCAGCUUGAAUCCCGAGUUCGAGCUCGUGCUUCUCUUACUCCGGUAGGGUCGAGGAAGCUACCGUUCUACCUGCAGUAUAGAUCCCUGGAUAUAGGAACCGGCUCCGGUAUACAGCUUAAUCUCAGGGAUUUUGGUUCAUGUUGCCUGGUUUCUGACCGACACGCUACUCUCUUCUACGACGAGCUGAGCGGUCAGUACGAGCUGAUCAACUACAGCAGACAUGGUACUUGGGUUGAUGAGUGUUUGUACAGCCUGGAUGUACGGUGCGUUGAAAACAGGUACAAAAAGAAGCCUAAGUUGGUUGCUUCAGUUCCUGUUAUGGCCGGAGUUUCUGCAGUCCAGACUCCCUGCUACUGUAACGGUACCCCGGAACAAGGUCUGGACGAAUUUGAGGGAAGUGCUAUUCUUCAUCAUGGAAGCAGGCUCAAGUUCGGGUGCUUGGAGUUCGUAUUCACUGUGGGUGCUUCCUAAUCCUAGCAUUUCUUUGAAACUCUAAUCUUGCUUAUUUAAUCCGCUGUAUUUAAUCCUGUGGAUUCUAAUCCUGCUCAUUAGAUACCUGUAAGCUAUAUUUCGUUGUCUUGCUCUGAUUAUUUUUGUUAUUCUCUUUUUAAUACUAAAGAAAAAGAAAAAAACGAAUUUUAGUUCCGAUCUCUUCUACCUUAUCCGUGAAGUACAAAGCCAAGAUCUUGAAGAAAUUUUUUAAUUCAAGUAUCACCGUGUCAUCUAAACUUUUAUUUUUAUUUUUAAAUAUAUUAUUAAUUUAAUAUGCAAUUAACUUUUUCAGUAUUUGUCAUAUUUAAUCCUAGUUCUUAAAUAAUAAAGUAUAAUAUGACGGUAUGUUGCUAUGUAACAGUUUUCAGA
This is a messenger RNA of Eurytemora carolleeae, 2939 nucleotides long. Its product is annotated as PHD finger protein 12. The coding region runs from base 27 to 2549 and encodes 840 amino acids. Gene Ontology annotation, cellular component: Sin3-type complex; nucleus. Gene Ontology annotation, molecular function: transcription corepressor activity; protein binding. The record is from RefSeq and is a predicted model, not a curated record. Gene Ontology annotation, biological process: negative regulation of transcription by RNA polymerase II. The transcript is spliced from 15 exons. Lineage: Eukaryota; Metazoa; Arthropoda; Copepoda; Calanoida; Temoridae.